GCAAAAAAACAGCAGCGGCGGCCGUUGGGGGAAGAGAGUAAAUAGAGAGAGAAGCCUCAAGAUGGCUGACUCGCUGGGCUCCGCUUACCUCACCGGAGCUGCUACUGCGGUAGCCCCGGCGGUCGCCUCCGCCAAAAGCCCGCUGGUCAAGCCGACCGAGGCAAAGGGAGCCCCUGACAACCGCCUUCAGUCUUCCCGGGAUUUCAACCCGCCGCCGCCCAAGAAGGUCCGACUGGAGGAGAGGAGUGGUAAACCCAAGAAACUCAGCCGGGAAGCAGGAGUGGGAGGCAACGGUAGAGAGAAACUCCAGCAGCCCACCAAGCAGCAGAGUUAUGGGGCGGGCUUGUGGAGCUUCAGCCCGGUUAAGACGAGUAGCAACAACCUUCCGGUGCCUGCUACCGGUGGACACCAACCACCGACAAACACGCUGAAAGUAUUUAAACAGAGCGACUUCUUCCUCCACAAAGCGCCUUCCUCCUCCAAACACAAGAACCCGAGUAAAGAUAAACAGCGCGAGAAAGAGAGGGAGAAGGGGGCAGGAGGCGGAGAGGAGAAGAAGAGAACUAAAGUACUGGGGACCUCCGGACCCGAGGAUAAUGUUAGUAACAACAACAACGAAAUCAGCCAAAUUAACACCACUUCGGCAGUGAAAAGAGAAAAUGGGGAGGUCAUGUUGCCACCCAAAGAGCACUCCAACAAGGACAGGGCGAAAGAUAGAGAACCAGUGGAGAGGGAGAAGAAGAAGGUCAAAGACCGGGAGAGGGAGAAGAAGAAGCACAAAGUGAUCAACGAGCUCAAGAUGGAGAACGGAGAAGUCCAGCCGCCCAUCAAAGAUGAAAAAGAGAAAGCCAAGAUCAACUCAGAGGAGCUGCAGAUCAGAAAAGUGAAGAAGAAAAAGAAGAAGAAACAUAAAGAGGGGGAGAAGCACAAACGAGUGAAGAUGUACCACCGCUCCUGCCAAACCAUCUGUGCCGGCCUGUUUCUCCUCCCUACGUCUCCCCCACCUCCCAACUCUUCUUCCUCAUCCUCUGAUCCUCCUAACUCCUCCCUGUCUCCGUUUAAGUCCCCUCUACCUGUUUACCCUCCACCCAACAACAAAACUGCACUUCUCUCACCUUCCUCUCCUCCUCUCACCCCUAUAUCUCUUGUAAACUGCACCCUCCUCGACUCCGUCAACCCUCCGUCAAAGAACCAGAGCAAACACCAGCAUCAGUGCAGCUAUCCUGGCAUGGCGGGCUUGGAGUUCGCCCCAUACAUCCACAUAGAGAAGCAGCCUAACGGGGGGGCCCUGGUGGCCCACGCCUACACUUCCCAGCUCUCCUCCCUCUCCCUGAGCCAGAGGCAGAGGUUCGCCCAGGAGUUUGUCACCCUGUCUUUCAGCGAGGACUCAUCGCAGGCAGCUCAUUACGUCAUGGGAAUCGUCCACGGAGAAGCCAGCUACCUGCCGGACUUCUUGGACUACUUCUCAAGCAAGUUCCCAACCGCUCCAGUCAAAAUGGAAAUACUGGGGAAGAAGGACAUAGAAACCACCACCAUGGUUAAUUUCUACUCUCAGGUGAAGAAAACGUACAGUAAUGGUACAUACAGAGCCGGAGCGAUGAGACAGAUCAGCCUGGUGGGAGCCGUGGACGAAGAGGUCGGGAAUUAUUUCCCAGAAUUCCUCGGCAUGCUGGAGGAGUCGCCUUUCCUGAAGAGGACUCUCCCGUGGGGAACGCUCUCCAGCCUGAGGACCAUGGAUCCCACCGAGAGCGACGACGGCCCUAUAUUGUGGGUCAGACCCGGGGAGCAGAUGAUACCUGUAGCUGACAUACCAAAGUCUCCUUUUAAAAGAAAACGCUCCACCAACGAGGUGAAGAACCUGCUGCAGUCUCUGCCCCGGACCAGUGAGCCCAGAGAGCUGCUGUUCGAGGAUCGGACCCGAGCUCACGCCGAUCACAUCGGGCAGGGCUUCGAACGACAGACCACGGCCGCAGUGGGGGUGCUGAAGGCCGUGCGGGCCGGAGGAAGCUCGGAGCCUCCUCGUGUAACCAAAGACGUCGUGUGUUUCCACGCUGGAGAUUUCCCUCAAGUAGUUCAGAGGCUGCAGCUGGACCUGUACGAACCUCCGCUGUCUCAGUGUGUGCAGUGGGUGGAUGAUGCCAAACUGAACCAGCUGCGUCGGGAGGGCAUCCACUACGCCCGCAUCCACCUGAGCCACAACGACAUCUACUUCAUCCCUCGCAAUGUGGUCCAUCAGUUCAAGACCGUGUCGUCCGUCUGCAGCCUGGCAUGGCAUGUCCGCUUAAGGAAAUACCACCAGGGAGCAGAAGAGGAAGAGGAGGUGGAGGUGGAGGUGAAGGUGAAGGCAGAGGAGGAGCAAGUUGAGCCGAAGGAGAAGGAGAGGAAAACAGUGGAGGAAAAACAGGAGGAGAGAAAGAAGAAGAGUGAGAAAGGGGUGAAGGUGAAGAUAAAGAAGGAGGUAGAGGAAGUCGAUGUGUCGGAAAACAGAGCGCCGCCAGCUGUGAGGAAACAGGAAGUGGCUCAUCAUCCCGCCCCCCAGCUGGACUCAAACAUGAACAGAGACAAACGGGUGGAGAAGGAGAGGGUGAAGGAAGGAGGGAAGCUCAGACGGCAGGACUCACCUCCUGAGAAGGUGAGAGCAGAACUUCCAGUGCCUCCUCUCUGCAAGAACAACUCACCCUCCCCUCAUCCUCCUCAUCAGGACGCCCAACCCAAAGCAACAUCAAAGCACCUUCAUCAGCACCAUCACCUUCCUCACUCAGACAGCAGAGAGUCUUCCGCUCCACAGCCCUCAGCUCCUCGAUCGCCCAGCUCCAAGUCUCUCUCCUGUUUACCAGCUGUUACACCCUCACACAACUCUUCUCCCCACACCUCCUCUUCCUCCUCUCCAUCUCCUGCUCUCUCCACAUCUCCCCUGACUCCCAAACCUUCAGCAGACUGCCCCAAACGUCCUCCCUCCAGCGUCUCUUCCACUCCCCGACUGCCUCCCACCUCUCAGUCUGACAGAACAAAGACUGAUGUGGCGUCAGAGAGGCGGGUGCAGCCGGGGGUUCGAGCCUCUCACGGCCCCCCUGCUGUGCAUGGACACCCCUCCAGUUCACGAGCGGACACACACACUGCCCCCCGAGACUCCCGCACACACCCGCUGCAGGAGAGAUGGACUCACAGCACGGACUCUAGGCUGCACCUGCAACAGGACGCUUACACGCAGCAGUACACCCCCCAGCACCUCCCCCCUCCUCCCCUCCCGCACAUGCUCCCCCCGUCUUUCUCCCCUCUACUGCCGCCCUCACAUCUCCCUCACAGGGGCAUCCGCCUCCCCCCAAAUCCUCUCUCUGACUUCCCCGCACAGCCGCUGAACUCUUAUCAGAAAGCUCCCCCCCACAUGAGCGGGCUCCACCUGCCCCACCCACACCCCCACAACAUCAGCACGCAGUCUCAGACAUAUUACCAGCCUCCUCUGCUCUCCCCCCCAUGUCCACCUCCCCUCCCAAGCCCCCAGUCUCUCCCGCCUCACCUUCCUCACCACCACCAGUACGCCAACACCUUCUUCCCCCCGCAGCAUCCCCACUUCCCCCCUCACCCCUUCCUCCCCCCCCAGUCUUACCACCCUUACCCGCCACAAUACCAGCCUCAGUCUUACCCUCACCCGCCUCCUCCUCCUACGUCCUCGCCGCCUCCCCCUCCUCCUUCUCUUCCGCCUCCCCUUCCCCCUCAGCCCUCCCCGACUCUCCUCCUCCCCCCCCCAAAGCAUGAAGAGCAGCAGAAACAGGUUUUAUAGUUUUGUACAUAAGGAUGCUGUUUUUAGACGUACCAGGUUUUAUUUUUGUUGUGAUGUUGUUGAACUUUGUAAAGAGGAAAAGCUGUUUAUGGUUCAGAGCCCAGAGUCGGACCUGGUUCUGGCCCGCUUCAGAUUGUACUGACUGCCUAAGUGGGGUCACGGUGUUGCAUUCAUCAGCGGUUUUGGCCUUCAGUUCCGCUCCAGUUUUGACUUUAAAGAAGACUUAAUUCAGGAUGAGGUUCUCAGUGUCUGCCAAACUGCUUCCUGGUUCUGUUCUUUAAAGAGAGCCACCAGAGGAAGGAAAGGUGAAGCUCUGCUCUGACGGACUUUACAUAUUUAUAUGAAAAAGGUCACCAUGAUGACCUUUUCGUGAAUCUUUGCAGCUAAUGCUUCCAAUUUUGUGGCUUUUUUUCUAGUAUAUUCUUUGUGCCCAAGACUGUUUCUGGAAUAUGAUGGGUCAAUACACUAUUGUGUUGAUGUAAUUCAAAUGUAAUAACAUUCUCUAAAGUAUUGAAUCCAUAUAUCAUAAUGAACACAGUUCUUCAGAGAACAUUUCCAAGAUAUUUCUGAGCUUUAAAGCUCUGCAAUAAUUUUCUAACCAUAAAUAUGAAUGCAUUUCCCCAUUAUUGAUACGGUGACAGCGCGUAUCAGUGUCUCUAUUCUGACAUCAAAGUCCUGUCCUAUUGAACCCUGUUGGGAUUAUUCAUGUUAGAUCUAGUGUUGUAUCGUUAAACGAUUAACAGCUGAUCAAAUUGCUUGAUGGAAUAUGAUGACAAAUGUUCGGAAACUUUGAAGAAAUUCAAAGUGAAGUAUUAUGUCGUACCUGUGUCCCUCAGCAGCAGUUGCAGAGCUCUUGGUGCAGUUUGGCUGUGUUUGAAGUGUUGUAUGUUGAAUUAUUCUGGAAAAAGAGCACUUACUGUUCAGCCAAGGCCUCCAGAGACUCAGGAACAGCCUUCCAGGACACAUGCAGAAAGAUAUUGGACUCUAAAAACAUUCCUACAUUUUAGGGUUAUUAAAGGUCUCCUAUUAUGCUCUUUUAUGGCAUAUAUUAUAGGUCUCAAAUAUAUAAAAAACAUGUCUCUGACGUGUUUUGCUCAAAAUACCAAACAGAUUGUGCAUUUUAGCAUGUCCGCUAUCCCUCUGUUUCAGCCCCGUUUCCUGAAGUGCUGAUUCUGUGACUGUCGCUUUAAAUCUGAGCUGAGCUGACCUGGCCACGCCCCUUUGGAGCAUCAUGAUCUCUCCUCUGAAGAGAGAAGUUUCUAACAGAGAAACUCAGCUAAACGCUGCCGUGAUUAAACCCCAUAUUAUGUUCCAAAGCACAUCCAGCAUUAUUUCUGAACACUUCUCAGUGUUUCCCACUAGAACAGAGACAUUAUAUGUAUUAUAUAAACAACAACUCUGAGUCCCUGCAGACAUCCUGCUGAACACACACACAGAGGUGCUGCGGAGGGGAUUCAGCUCGCGACCGUAUAUUUCGGAUGAUAGGUUGGGACGUGUCACGUGGGUGGGCCGUUGCCGUGAGUUCAAUGUAAAGCCAGCCCAUAUUUCCCAUAUGACUUCAUAUCGGCAGCAAAUCUGGAUCAGCUCGUUUGUACCCCGUUUUUAGAGAUGUGGGUAAGGAGGAAAAGAGGGUUGUAUUUUCUGACACUUUGUGAGUCUCCUUACACACCGGGGACACAUAUUUAUGUAUAAAAGACAGCAAAAAGUGCAUUUUGCAUAAUAGGGGACCUUUAUAAUAUGAAAUUGUGACCUAUGCAGCUACAUUAUGAGCUUGCCAUGAGUCACACUUUAACCACAUCUGGACACCAGAAAGAGCAGAUGCAGUCAGUCCAGACUCCCCAAAUGUACAGCACUUUGUAUCAUGGGUAAAUCCACUGUAGAGAGUAUUGGAACUUCUAAUUAAAUCAGACGAUCAACAGGGUGAUUUCAGGGUCUUCCAGGAUCUUUCUGUAAUUCAUUCAUGCCUUUUAUGAUACAAUUGUUUUAUUAUAGGUGGAGGAAUGAAGGUACACUGUUGAGAGUUCAUUCGCAAAGCACUAUUUAUCUAUUUAACUGAAGUUGAAAUGUUUUAUUUAUCAACCAGGAACUGUUUGUGUUCUAAAAAGUUCAAUAAAUUAUUAAACUGAUGUUGAAGCAGCAACAAUGAAUAAUGUCUCCAAGUGGUGAAUAUCUCUUCAUUGUCAGAAACUCGAUUUUGUCAUCCAUGUCUUGAUUGUAGGACGGAUAAUGGAGUACAGCCCACUUUGCUAAUGUAGCCCACAACAUUUCCACAGUGCCUGUCCUUAACUGUGAACUAUUUAUGGCACAGAGCCACACAGAGAAGGAGGUCUGUCCUUUCAUAAGACUAGAGUCCAGGUUCUCCCUGUAGAAUGAGAGCCUUCCAUUGCUCUCUAAAGGUUGCUGAAAACCCUCCAAAUAUCUGUGGUGUACUCUGGGAUGAGUCAGAAUGUGUGGCUCGGUGAGACUAACUCCUGAAAGCAGGGUUGUGUUUUCCAGGAUUAGUGUCACCGCCAGCCUGGAAAAUCCCAGAAAAUGAAGCGUAAACGCCCCGCUCUGUUCGGUCAGUUUGCCUUCAUCCAGAGGCGGAACCUUCUCUCUGUGGCUCUGGGCAGAGCUUGGUGAUAGGACUGAAUAACUGACAGGAACUAUUCUAUUUUUUGUACAAAUGUCACCAAAUGAUGGUUGAGAACAACACAAGUCUUCAAAGGCUGGAGUUGUUUUCACAGAAUUUAUUUAUCUGGAGGUUUUUUGUUUUUCUAUUUUGUUGAUGUGAUUUCUAACUGUCAGCACUGUAGUGUACAUAAGACGUUUUGUAAAGAGGACAAACUUGUAGUGUGGUUUCUACUUUAAAUAUGAGCCUAGCUAAUAAAAGGUUCAUUGUAUGGA
This is a messenger RNA of Eleginops maclovinus (Patagonian blennie), 6667 nucleotides long. RefSeq names its product lysine-specific demethylase RSBN1L-like. Gene Ontology annotation, cellular component: nucleus. Lineage: Eukaryota; Metazoa; Chordata; Actinopteri; Perciformes; Eleginopidae. The coding region runs from base 62 to 3781 and encodes 1239 amino acids. The transcript is spliced from 9 exons. The record is from RefSeq and is a predicted model, not a curated record.